Triticum aestivum (bread wheat) is the source of this 932-nucleotide messenger RNA. Its product is annotated as non-specific lipid transfer protein GPI-anchored 7-like. The record is from RefSeq and is a predicted model, not a curated record. The transcript has 2 exons. Lineage: Eukaryota; Viridiplantae; Streptophyta; Magnoliopsida; Poales; Poaceae. Bases 62 to 682 code for a protein of 206 amino acids.
GCACUCUGCGAGUCACCACCACAACAUCGCCGGUGAUGGCCUCUCUGCACGGAGCGCGCGCAUGCGCAGGCUUAACAAGUCAAAACAAACCUCAGAUCGAUCAUCACGGCGUCGAUCAGCCACUGCCAUUCUGGAGACCGCGAUGCAUUGCUCCGCCGUGCUCUUGUUCCUCCUCGUCCUCCCCCGACCCCGUCCAGCCGCGGCCGUCGGCGCCUCCGCCCCCGCCCCCGCCCCCGCCCCCGGCAGGAGCAUGAGCAUCACGCCGUCCCCCCUCCUGCCGUGCCUGGAGGAGGUGCUGCCGUGCACGGCGUACCUCAAGUCGGCGGGGCGCCCCGCGCCGACGUGCUGCACCGCCCUGAGCCGCGCUGCGGCCACCGAGAUGCCGUGCAUCUGCCAGCUGCUCGCCGACCCGGGGAUGCUCGCCGACUUCAACGUCACCAGAGAGCAGGCGCUGGCGCUGCCCGCACGCUGCCGCCUCCCCGUCGGCUGCCGCGACAGCUCCGUCGGCACGCCCGACCCAGUUGUGCAGGCGCCGCCGCCGCCGCCCGCCGUUCGGACGGCGCCGCGCAAUACUCACGCCGGCGAUCCGUCGGGCGGCGACCGGUGCUGGACAGGAAGCGCCUGGCGCGCGGUCUGGACGAUGCUGUUUGGCGAAUUGUUCUCGUUUGGUGUGUUGCUUUAGGCUUCUUGGACGACCGCGCGAAGCCGUUGGGACUGAGGAGCGUUCUGCUCGCUGCAUUCAGCUCAUGAUCGUGUACACUUGCAGAUAGUUUGUUUGGUCUUCACAUUUUCAGGGUAGAGCCUCUAGGUCUUUCGUGCUAGGAAAAUUCACUGAUUGUUGCUUAUUAGCUCAUUUAAAUGAGCAGUGCUACCAAUAGUGGUUGGGGCGCGUCAUUGCGUGUCGCAUGAGAUGAAGCUAUGCGCUUAUUUCA